Messenger RNA from Plasmodium gonderi, 3174 nucleotides. RefSeq lists its product as hypothetical. The record is from RefSeq and is a predicted model, not a curated record. Gene Ontology annotation, cellular component: nucleolus; small-subunit processome. Lineage: Eukaryota; Apicomplexa; Aconoidasida; Haemosporida; Plasmodiidae. The transcript has a single exon. Gene Ontology annotation, biological process: rRNA processing. The coding region runs from base 1 to 3174 and encodes 1057 amino acids.
AUGGAAAAAGCGAAAAAGGGGAAAAAAAUGGAAAAAGCGAAAAAGGGGAAAAAAAUGGAAAAAGCGAAAAAGGGGAAAAAAAUGGAAAAAGCGAAAAAGGCGGAAAAAAAUAGAAAAAGGGAAAAUACAAAUUUGAGCAGUGAAGAUAAUGAGGUUAACAAAAUUGAUACCAAAAUUAAGGAUAAGAAAGUUAAGAACUCUAAUGAGAAGAAGAAAAAAAAAAAAGAUCUAGCUUUCAAUAAAAGGAUUAGAGUUGAUGACCUUUCCAGAUUGGACAAUGAAGAUGAUGAACAUAGUGAACAGGAGCACGUACUAAAGAAGGGAAUUCAUUUUAAGAAGACUAAACAAGUGGUUGGGGCAAAAAAUGGAAAAAAAGGGGAAUCCAAGGAAGUAGAUAAAAAGAUGAAUAAGAAAUGGAUGAAGAAGUGGACGGAAAAAAAAAAACAAAAAACAAAUACGAAUGAAAUAAAGCAGUGGGGGGGAGAAGUGGAUGAGGAAGAGGACGAGGACGAGGACGAGGACGACGACGAAGAAGAAUGGCCAACAGAUGAUUACACGAGUGGCCAUAUGGAACGUGGGCCCCACUCCUAUUUAUCUAGUGAAUUUAUUCCCAUGAAUGGGGAAAAAAAAAAAAAAAAAAAAAAAUUGAAAAAAAAAGUUCUAGAUGAAGAGAAAUAUUUGGAUGAUAUAGAAAACGAGGAGGAUGAGAAGAAGAAGAAGAAAAAAAAUUUUUCGAAAAAUUUCAUAAAUUUUUUAAAAAACUACAACAAUAAUGAACAAGAGGGGAGAGAGGAACUAACGAAAGGUGUCAAAAGAAUUGGCAUAAAGAAUGUAGUAUCACCACCCUUGCAUUCUGAAGAAGUGGAAUAUGAAGACGAUCAUUAUGAGGAUGAUAUGGAUACAUAUAAAUACUUUUCUCAGAAAGACGAUGUUUACAAAAUUGAUAAGCCAGAUGAACAUGUAGAUAUAUCUGACUUUAUAUAUUCAGGAGAAAAAUUUCCAGGAAUACAAAUAAGUGAAGAUAUUAAAUUGUUGAAGAGGGGGAAUGAUGAGAAAGGAACACGUAACCAUAUAUCUAUCUUGGAGGAAGAGAAAAUGAAUUCACAUUUGAGUUACAUUAAAAAUGUAGAACUGUUAAAUAAAAUGAAUAAGUCCUUUUUUGUUAUACAAAAUUCGCAACGCGUACAUUUUGGAUAUGGUGUAAAAAAACGGCACGGUGCUGGAGAGAUGUCGAAGGCGUCCGAGUUUAUUAACAAGGGAAUUCUCAGAAGAUACUUCAGGAGAGGUGCAGAAGUGGGAGAAGUGGAAGACGUGGAAGACGUGGAAGAUGUGGCUUACGUGGCAGAGGAAGUAGAAGGAAGAGGCGAAGGAUGUCUUGAGAGAAAGGGAGAUGUCGAAAUCACAGCACACGAAUUCGAAAAAGAAAUGGAGAAUAAUUUGAGGAAAUCUAAAAUGUUAAUCGUGUCGGAUGAUGUGUUAAAAACAGAGAAAGAGAAAAAAAUGGAAGAAUUAAAAAAGAUUUCCCAACUUAAAGCACUUUUAUUGAAGGAGCAUAAAAAAAAUAAAUACAAAAAAAGAAUAAAGUCUAAAUCAUACCGCAGACACUUACGAAUGAAGGAGAAAAAGCAGGAAGAGAAAAUUUUAGAAAAAAUAUACUCUGAACAUCCAUAUUUGGCAAGAAAUAUAGAAAAUUAUGAAAAAGAGUAUGCAAAGAAAAGAAAUUUAAUAAACAAUGUGAAGAAGAGGAAAGCGGUACGCAUGCUAAAUCGUUACAAAAAUGAGGAAUUAAAAAAGCAGAUGCUUAGAAGCUUUCAAGCCGAUAAGGAGGAAAAAAAUAUGUUAAAGAGGAUUAUCGAAAAAGUGGUUGUGCAGAAUGUGGAGGACGUAGACCAUUCUGGUAGCGACGAUUCAAUCAGCUUAGAUAAUGAUAGUGCUCCAAAUGAUGACAGGGGUGAUAUGAAAAGUAGGAGCGAGGUGGGAGAAACAUAUGACGAAUCUUCGCAUAAAAAAAGAAAAGUUCGCAAGGAACUACAAAAGAGAAACCUCUUACGAUUUUCCUUUGUGAAAAAUGCCGAAGAAAGAAAAAGGGACGAAGAGAUAUAUCAAGAGAGAAAAAAACUGCUUUCUAAGAUUGAGCAGAAAGCCGAUGAGAACGAUGGUGAUUCUGUUGUCUGCUCCUCCACAGAUGGAAUAACGGACGAUGCAGAGAAAUACCAUGACUUAGAAGUGAGAAGCGAACUACACAGAUCGAGUAAGAAGGAGGUGUCGAGGGCCAGGGCUCAGCUGGCAAAGGAUACAGAUUUGGAGAAUGCCUUGCGGAAGGGUGGCAUUUUGGGAGAAGUAGCCCUGUCGGAUGUGGACCCGUCGGAGACGAACCCGUUGGAAAAGAACCGAUCAGAUGUGGACCCGUCGGAGACGAACCCGUUGGAAAAGAACCGAUCAGAUGUGGACCCGUCGGAGACGAACCCGUUGGAAAAGAACCGAUCAGAUGUGGACCCGCAGGAGACGAACCCGUUGGAGAAGAACAAAUUAGAUGUGGACCCGCUGGAGGUGAACCCAUUGGAGGUGGACCCUGCAUCUGGGAAAGGACGCAAAUGUCAAGUGAAAAACAUCUUCGACAUAGAUGCUAUAGAUGACGAAGCGGUGCUGCAAAACUGUGGAGAGAAAUUAACAGUUUACAAUUUUGAGAACAACAUUUAUGAAGAUUACAUAAAUGUGAAUUUAAAUGGAGUUAAUGUACAUAAGGAAGACGAGGAGUUAUACGAACUAAGCGAUAGCGAAAAAGUAGAACUGGAAAAACUUAACGUAAGGGAAUGGUGCAAUUAUGAAACACUUUUAGAAAUGGAAAAAAAUAAAAUUAUAAAGGAAAAAGAAAUCAUUGAAAAAAAAAAAAAAAUACCUAUCCAUUCUAUAAAUCUUCUCAACAAAAAGGACAAAAAAUUCAACAAAUAUUACAUUGAUAAAGUACCAUAUCCAUAUGAAAAAAGUCAAUAUGAAAAGUCAUUAAACAUAAAUCUAAACAAGGAGGUCAAUGAUCUCUCAGUAUAUUCGAAACUGAUCACUCCACAGAUAUCAAAUAGGAUUGGCAAUAUCAUAUCUCCGCUAGUUAAGAACCCCUUCGAGAUAGCCAAUAUAUUUACUCUGAAACGGGGCAAAAAUCGGGCCAAGUUGUGA